Molecule: messenger RNA, 1758 nt
Organism: Gossypium raimondii (Peruvian cotton)
Lineage: Eukaryota; Viridiplantae; Streptophyta; Magnoliopsida; Malvales; Malvaceae
Exons: 6
Coding region: 332-1465 (377 amino acids)
Source: RefSeq, a predicted model, not a curated record
CCUGUCUUUUAGACCUGGGUCCAGUCUGACCCAAAAAUGGGCCUAAAAUUAAUUUUGUGCAAGCUCAGGUUUUCGCCAUCUUCUCACUUCAGUUAUCUCAGUUGUCUCUACCGACUCGCUUAAGGGAUUACUCACUUCAGUUUACAGCUCGAGUUUUCUCCAAUGGCAUUCAUGUUAUAUAAUCAAUCCUCAGUCACCACAAUAAAUUCCUUCAUUUCUUUCGCUGUACUUUUCGAAAGGCCGCCCUUCGCUCCUCUAAUUUACAAUAUAUCGGUCCCUAAGCAACAAUGGUGGUUUCCAUUUUCCAAACGGAACCCAGAGUGGACCUUCAAUGUCGAGUAGAAGGAAGAAAAACAAGGAAUUGGCUUCCGAUAACUUUCUGGAAAAAAAACGGCGCCGGCGUGAGGGAAUCUCUGAUACCGGUGAAGCAUCGACUUCCGAGAAACAUCCACCGGAGAACAAUCUGAAAGAGCUUAUCGCGAAGAAAUCUGUGGAGAAAAUCGUGAAAGUUCUCAAGGAUCGAAUUGAUAGAAAGAUGAAGAACGACAAGAUGGCAGACAUGGAAUCUGUUAUAUUGGUAGUUCAAACGAUGAUGGCCAAAAAUGCUUCUCAUCUCUUACCAGAAGUUCUCGGCACUCUCAAGCAAAUCAAAACUCAAUGGCCAGUCCGAUCUGAUAUCCAAACCGAAAAGCAAAACCUCCAGCUAAUCAAGAGCAACUACAAGAACGGAGUUUUAACAGAGGGAAACGCGAAGAAUGAAUUACUUGCUGUAGGAGAGAAAAUUGAAGGUUUAGAUGAACAACGGCUAAAGGACUUAACCAAUAUAAACAACCUUAACGGAAUCUUCUCCGGAAGUAUGGAAUUCAGCGUGGAGGCUCUGAAAACAAUGUUUUUUUCAGCAUUUCCAUGGUUACGAAAAAGUACUGAAAUUAAUAGUCAUGUUAUUCCUGUUGAUCAAGACCACAGAAAUUUGCCGACUAGGGAGAAGUUACCGUCUAAUUUUAGUACUGAAACCAAUGGUCUUGCUAGUCCUGUUGAUCAAGGCAACGGAAGUUUUGUGAGUCAAGAGGAGUUGCGGUCUAAUUUUUGUGAAUUGGCAAGUCAACUUUAUGACGAAAACAACAUAGAAGUGGGUAUUUCAGAUUACGAUGGGUUAGAACUAGCAUUGAAGGACACUGGCUGGGGGAGACCUCCAGAUUACCUUGAACCUAUUGCAACCCAGAUUGAAAAUGCUCGUGGGGAAGCUACUGCUGAUGUUCAUAAGGUUAGUCUACUUCUGGUUUGUGCCGCGGUAAAGGAGAUGGUAGAGUUGACACUUGAGUAUAGCAAGUGGAACAUGUUGAAGAAGUGGGCAGCGACCCUCAACGUGGCUAAGAAAAGUGGUUUAGUAGUGGGUUUUGCUGAUAAUCUGUUGGUGACGAAACUGUUUGCCUAUUUUGCUUUUUUCUCAUCACAUGAUGAAUAGGUCUGACAAAUAAGAAAAAAGUUCACAGGAAAUCAGAAUGUUUCAGCUCUUUUGGUUGUGAGUGGAAGGGUGUGUUGCUGUUACAGUUACCGUCGGAGAUGAGCUCUAUUAUUCUUGUGUUUGAAUUAUUGGCGUAUUUUGUGCUGGUGUUAUUUUUUUUUUAUCAGGGUUGUAAUGGUGAUACAUAUUUGUGUAUUUUAAUUUCUUUGGUGUUUGAUAGCUGAUUUCACUGUUACCAAUGAAUUUUCAUUUUUGGUAUAUAUGGCAAGUUGGCAUCAAAAUGAUCUUUCAAA